UUACUCUACGGCGCGCUAUUUUGUCGAUCUAACCGCCCCUCGCACAAAAUUCGCUGGUUGGAUUUCUUGCUCAUUAAAACCGUAGUCGACACCACCUCGACCACCAUGUCGAACGCCGUAGCCGCCGGCGGAGACGGUGGAACGCCGCCGCCAUUCCAUCCCUACCGUCUGGCUCGAACCCUAACCGCACACACACGCGCCGUAUCCUGCGUCAAAUUCUCUAACGACGGCCGUCUGCUCGCCUCUGCCUCCCUCGACAAAACGGUUAUCAUCUGGUCCUCUUCAUCCCUCUCCCUCCUCGCCAAUCUCUCCGGCCACUCAGAGGGUAUCUCCGAUCUCGCUUGGUCCUCCGAUUCUCACUACGUCUGCUCAGCAUCCGACGAUCGCACCCUUCGCAUCUGGGACGUCCGAUCCCCAACCUUUGAAUGCGUCAAGGUCCUCCGCGGUCACUCCUCCUUCGUCUUCUGCGUGAACUUUAACCCACAGUCAAAUCGGAUCGUAUCGGGCUCCUUUGAUCAGACGAUUCGGCUCUGGGAUGUGAAGACGGGGCGGUGCGUGAGAGAAAUAGAGGCACACGAUUUACCCGUGACAUGCGCGCAUUUCAAUAAGGAUGGAUCGCUUAUUGUGUCGGGAAGUCAUGAUGGGACUUGCAAGAUUUGGGAUGUGGAUAAGGGGACUUGCCUCAAGGUUUUGAUAGAUGAUAAGGGUGGACCAGCGGUUUCUUUUGCCAAGUUCUCACCUAAUGGAAAGUUUAUACUCAUCUCCACAUUGGACAGUACCCUGAAACUAUCAAAUUAUGCUGCUGGGAAAUUUCUCAAAGUUUACACAGGGCAUGUUAACAAAGUAUACUGUAUCACAUCAACAUUUUCUGUUACAAGUGGCAAGUACAUUGUGAGUGGAUCAGAAGAUAAGUUUGUGUAUAUUUGGGACCUCCAAGGCAAAAAUAUCAUCCAGAAAUUGGAAGGUCAUAAAGAUACUGUUAUAUCGGUAUCAUGCCACCCUACUGAGAAUAAAAUUGCCUCAGCUGGCCUAGAUAAUGAUAGAACGGUCAAGAUCUGGAUUCAAGGUGCUGCUUGAAGCAUUAUUUGUUGAUAAAGUUUCUGGUUCAAAUUGUCUUCAAUUUAUGUGGAUAUUUGUGAAGGCAAACUCAAGCUUGCAUUCGGCUUAUACAACAGCUGACCUUCCGUGUAGUUUAAAUCCUAAAGAAAGCGUUCACAGGAGGAAUUUCUACAGCAUGUAAGUGUACCUCUAUGUUAGAUGAACGCCUUGAUUAUGUCUUCUUGUUGGUUAUUUAGCUGAUUUUCAAGCCUGAACAGAUUCCUGUUAUCUGAGAGUACAAAGCUGAAACAUUUGUAGAUUUAUAUUUUUCCUAGUGAAGAAGCUCUUUUGUUGUUAAAAGUUAUCUUGAAAAUAUCUUUUUUUACAUGCAUACUUAUAUUGCAAAGCAACUUCAAUCA
Dendrobium catenatum is the source of this 1457-nucleotide messenger RNA. RefSeq names its product COMPASS-like H3K4 histone methylase component WDR5B. Gene Ontology annotation, molecular function: protein binding. NCBI's taxonomy places the organism in Eukaryota, Viridiplantae, Streptophyta, Magnoliopsida, Asparagales, Orchidaceae. The record is from RefSeq and is a predicted model, not a curated record. Bases 106 to 1077 code for a protein of 323 amino acids. The transcript has 3 exons.